This is a messenger RNA of Papilio polytes (common Mormon), 1169 nucleotides long. It is a transcript of the gene Pp2C1, whose product is annotated as protein phosphatase 1D. Gene Ontology annotation, molecular function: cation binding; protein serine/threonine phosphatase activity; mitogen-activated protein kinase binding. The transcript has 5 exons. Gene Ontology annotation, cellular component: nucleus; cytosol. The record is from RefSeq and is a predicted model, not a curated record. Bases 195 to 1169 code for a protein of 324 amino acids. NCBI's taxonomy places the organism in Eukaryota, Metazoa, Arthropoda, Insecta, Lepidoptera, Papilionidae. Gene Ontology annotation, biological process: protein dephosphorylation.
GUCUCUUUCUGACACAUUACAACAGCCAUGGGAAAGAGAACACGCGUAGCAAUCAAUAUGUCCACGUGACCUGUCUUUUUCAGUUCUCUUUCAACUCGCGACCAGAGUAAUUGCAAAUGCAAAAUGUGGAAAAGUAUAUUUUAUAACAAAAUCAUAAUAUUUUGCGUUUAAGUUAUUGUGUUACCGUUUACAAAAUGCCACCGUCAAUUGGUGUUAAUUUACGUGUGACUGGACACUGCAGUCAAGGCGGGAGAAAGUAUAUGGAAGAUUUGUUUUCCGUUGCCUAUCAACAAACGGAAGACGAAAGGGACUUGGAGUACGCUUUCUUCGGGAUAUAUGAUGGCCAUGGAGGGAGCGAAGCUGCAGCCUUUGCUAAGGAACAUUUAAUGGAUUCUAUAGUGAAACAACGGCAAUUCUGGUCGGAUAACGAUGAGGACGUCCUCAAAGCCAUUCGCAAUGGUUACAUGUUGACCCACUUGAACAUGUGGAAAGAACUAGAAAAAUGGCCCAAAACUGUGACAGGUCUGCCGAGCACAGCGGGCACCACAGCCAGUGUGGCAUUCAUCCGACGCGGCAAGAUAUACAUAGGGCAUGUGGGUGACUCUGCCAUAGUGCUGGGAUAUCAAAAGGAGGGUUGUGAAGAGUGGGCGGCGAAACCGCUCACGUCAGAUCAUAAACCGGAAUCGAGCGCGGAAAUAGAGAGGAUUCAGAGAUGCGGGGGCAAGGUGAUCACGAAGGCGGGCGUGCCGCGCGUCGUGUGGAACAGACCGCGCCUCGGACACAAGGGACCUAUCAAGAAGAAUACUCCAAUGGACGAGAUACCAUUCCUAGCAGUGGCGAGGUCCCUGGGCGACCUCUGGAGCUACAACCCCCAAAAUGAUGAGUUCAUUGUCAGUCCAGAUCCGGAUGUGGGCGUGUUGACCAUAGACCCCGCCAAGUUCAGAUGUUUAAUAUUCGGAACGGACGGGCUGUGGAACAUGCUGUCUCGGGGCGGUCUCAGGAGUCUGCUGGGGAACUGCGACCAGGCUAAAACAUUCGUUCACAAGAUGCAGAACGUAACUAGGAUCACUUCUCCUGUUAGCUCCGUUGCGACCGUGGUGUGUAGUGUGAAUGCAAAUGCAAGAGCUUUCUCCGACCAAGAGCCCGUCAUUCAGGGGUUUAGCGCUUGA